This is a messenger RNA of Triticum dicoccoides, 1049 nucleotides long. RefSeq lists its product as uncharacterized. The record is from RefSeq and is a predicted model, not a curated record. The transcript is spliced from 2 exons. The coding region runs from base 29 to 526 and encodes 165 amino acids. NCBI's taxonomy places the organism in Eukaryota, Viridiplantae, Streptophyta, Magnoliopsida, Poales, Poaceae.
CCAUCUCUUCCUCUACAGCGCACCUCCCAUGGCGCCGUCACCCCGCGCCAAGUCUUCGCGGGCGCCGGAGCCCUGUGCAGUUGCGUUCCUGCAUGCCCGCGAGCCUCCUCCGAACGUCUCCUUCCUCGCGCCCAUCCAGCAGGCCACCAGCAAGCCCCGCUUCCGCGCCUCCCCCGAGCUGCGUCCGUCGCCCGGCAUGGCCGUGAGACCUGCAGCAUCGCCGGCAUCCUGCAGCUCACGCCGUCCCGUUCGCAGGCCCGGCGAGCCGGACCUCUCAGUCGCCCUCGCCUCCACCUCCGUCCCCAUGGCGUCGCGGCCUCGUCGCUCCCCUGUCUCUAUGUUGCGCCAGGGACUCGAGCCCUCCACUAGCAGGUCGCCCCAUCAUGCCUACUUUUCCCUGCCUCUCUUGCGUUUCUUUUCCUUUCCCUGGUUCGCUCUUAGUUUCUCUCUACAGGACCUGCCUUGGACGCCCAGGUCUACUGCUCCAACCCACGCCUCAGGCAGCCUUACCGUCGUCGUUGCCUAGCCAGGAGGCCACCCGAUCUGGACGCCCACAGACCUCAGGCCAUCUUCGGUUGCUGCCCGCUGGCCUCGUCGCUCCUCUUGUCACUGCCAAGGCGCGGCAACUAGGGAAGCUCAAGACCGUCUUCUGGGUUUUCGCCAAGUUCGUCCAUCGCCAGAACGAGUUGGAGAUCCAUUGAUGCAUCUCCAUGUGGAACCUGACAAGUACAACUGGUUGCCCCAAGCAACACACCGCAAACGCCAAGUACCUCUACCGAAGGCCCCAAACGUCUACAAACUGCGUACCACUACGUGGGAGACCUCGGAUUCACCAAGUCCCCACGACGACAAGUGUAACCCAUUGGAUUGUCUAGUUCAACUACGACUCGUGUACGACUACGCGGGAUUCCUCGGACGCCAAGUUCAACGAUGUAUCAAGUACCUCUACCGAUGACUCGAACAUCUAUGAACCAUGUACAACUACCGCCGUUGUAAUUUUGACAAGAAACUUGUACUACUACCGUCGCGAGUACCUCUACCGUCGUCAU